Molecule: messenger RNA, 7090 nt
Organism: Wasmannia auropunctata (little fire ant)
Lineage: Eukaryota; Metazoa; Arthropoda; Insecta; Hymenoptera; Formicidae
Product: protein toll-like
Exons: 1
Coding region: 487-4467 (1326 amino acids)
Biological process (GO): signal transduction
Molecular function (GO): protein binding
Source: RefSeq, a predicted model, not a curated record
ACCGUGAUCGUCGAUAGAACGUGAACUCCGUCUCGGAGUCAGUUGCACUCCGACCGUCGCGGUGGAAUGUCGUCGUAUCCCGGGUCGCUGUCGUCGUCACCCGGGUCGCACGUAUUCACGUCGUCAUCAUCACGGUAGAGUAACCGCCGCGUCUGUUGUGUUGGUGAUCGCUCCGUGUCUCAUUCGUUGGGGAUGAGCGAUCGGUGCUCGACCGAUUCGCGCGAGCGGAUGACGAGGUCGAGGGUCGUCGCGUCGGUGUCAGUGUGAGUCGUGUUCGCCGACGGCGGGAGAAUCGGAUAGAGUCGGCUGAAUACAAAUCGGCGUGUUUUGCUUCCUUUUGCCUGUGGCGUGGCGUGGCGUGAAACAGAGUGUACAGUUAAAACAGAGUGUCGUAGCCAUGAGUGCGUGACGGUGCGUUCAAUCUCUCAAGCACCCGCGCGAGUAUUUUCCGGCUACAGGUGCGCGAUUGCGGGAACGUCAUCCAGGAUGGAAGCGCUCCGUCGCGUAGCGUCAUGGUCACAGCCGGCGAUCCUGUCGACGAUCGUCGUCCUGUGCCUGACGCUGGAUCAUUGUACGGUGCACGGGGAUAGAAUCACAAGUCUCUCGCAAGCGCCGAGCGGCUGCAAGUGGAGAAAGGAAAACGAUGACGCAGAAAAGGUUCUGGCAUGCCAGGUCAGAACAAUCGCAAACGUGCCAGAUCUGAUUGGAAAUCUUUCGGCGAUACAAGUGGACACCGUAACAUCAUUAGGAUUGGAAUGCAGUGAUGUGUUAUUUUUCGAAAGCCAACUCGAUGAUCCGCACGGCUUCCUUUCGCCGUUACCACAUCUCACGAAACUGCGCGUCGAUUAUUGCAAGAUCCGGUAUUUGCCGAGCAGUGUAUUCACUCCGGUACAAAAUCUCCAUAGUCUGUCCCUGCAAACGCACAACGGCGAUUGGUCAACCAUGACGCUGGAACUCCAUCGCGAUGCGCUUCUCGGUCUGACGAAUCUACAGCACCUCGACCUCGCCGACAACAAUCUUUGGACGUUACCGUCGGAACUGUUCUGUCCGGUGCAGCGUCUCGUGAGUUUGAACCUAACGCGCAACAAGUUACAGGACAUCACGGCUCUGGGCUUCGCCGAUUGGGCCGAGUCCUGCACGCCAAAUCUCGAGAUUCUCGACAUCAGUAGUAACGACCUCAGUGCCUUGCCCGACGGCGCGCUCAGCAGCUUGCGUAGCUUGAGCGUGCUGAAGGUACAGGAUAACGUGAUCGGUUCCGUAGGUGACCAUGCUUUAAGCGGCCUCACAUCUCUACAAAUCCUCAACAUGUCUAGCAAUAAACUCGUCGCACUGCCACCCGAAUUAUUUUCCAAAACGAAAGAGCUGAGACAACUAAUACUCAGCAAUAAUUCUCUCACGGUAUUGGCGCCCGGGCUGCUGGACAGUCUCGAGGAGCUCCAGGAGUUAGAUCUCAGCAAUAAUGGGCUGACGAGCCUUUGGGUGAAACGAGACACUUUUUCGCAAUUAACUCGUCUCGUCGUCCUUGAUUUAUCAUUCAACGCCUUGACGAAAAUCGAUGCGUUUGUCUUCAAAGGUUUGAGUAGUUUACAGAUUUUAAAACUUGAACACAACAAUAUCGAUACGCUCGUCGACAGUUGCUUCGCCUCGCUCAUCAACCUGCAUUCCUUAACGCUUUCGCACAACAGGAUCGCCAGAUUCGAACCGGUGCACACGAUCGGUCUUAGUGCGCUCGGACAGCUCUUCCUGGACAGCAAUAGACUACGCGUCCUACAUAGGCAUGUGUUCACCAAUCUCACGAACCUUCAGGAUCUCUCUUUGAGCGGAAAUGCUCUGACGGAAGUUCCUUACGCGGUCCGCGUAUUGCAUUCACUCAAAACUCUCGAUCUAGGCAACAAUCAAAUGUCAAGAAUCGAUAAUGACUCGUUCGCCGGUUUGAACGAGGUCUACGGAUUGCGUUUGGUGGACAACAAGUUAGAAAAUAUAUCGCGUGAAGCAUUCGCUACUUUGCCGGCGUUGCAAGUGCUCAAUCUAGCGAAUAAUUUCAUUCGUCACGUGGAACAGAGCGCUUUCUCGAAUAAUCCGGUGUUACGGGUUAUAAGACUAGAUGGAAAUCAAUUGACGGAGAUACGAGGCGCCUUCACGAGUCUCUCGACUCUCGUUUGGCUAAACGUAUCCGAUAAUAAGCUGCUGUGGUUCGACUACAGCCACCUACCGUCCAGCAUAGAGUGGCUGGACAUACACGCCAAUCAAAUAAGCGAGCUGGGGAAUUACUACAUGGUGCGCAGCAGUCUGCGAAUAAAGAUGCUGGACGCCAGCUACAACCUCAUCACCGAGAUCAGCGAUGUCAACGUGCCGGAUAGUGUAGAGAUGCUGUUCUUGAACAACAACAAGAUACGCAGCGUGGCGGCCGGCACGUUCUUAAAAAAGCCAAAUCUGGAGAAGGUGGUGCUCUACGGCAACGAAAUCAGGAAGCUGGAGGCCGCCGCCCUCAGUCUGCAAUCGAUGCCGGAGAACAAGGAACUUCCUGCGUUUUAUAUCGGGGACAAUCCCGUUCUCUGCGACUGCACCAUGGAAUGGUUGCCACGGAUCAACGAGAUGGCCCGGCAAUCCGGUCAGCAUCCGAACGUCAUGGACCUCGACGCUGUCACGUGCGAGAUGGUACAUGUUCGCGCCACGCCGCGGCGUCCUCUGCUGUCCUUGAAGUCGAAGGACUUUCUCUGCCGAUACGACACGCACUGCUUCGCGCUCUGUCACUGCUGCGACUUUGAUGCAUGUGACUGCGAGAUGACCUGUCCCGACAAUUGUUCGUGCUAUCACGAUCACAGCUGGUCCAGCAACGUCGUCGACUGCUCUAACGCUGGAUACAAACGCGUACCGGAGCGAAUACCUAUGGACGCGACAGAAAUCUAUCUGGAUGGUAACGAGCUGGGCGAUCUGAGCAGUCAUGUUUUCAUCGGCAAGCGUCGCUUGGAGGUGCUGUAUCUGAACAAUAGUGGUAUCAUUGCGAUACAUAAUCGUACAUUCAACGGUGUCGGCGCUUUGCGCGUUCUUCAUCUCGAAGACAACGCGUUACGGGAGUUACGGGGUUUCGAAUUCGAUCAGCUGGAGCGCAUGUCGGAGUUGUAUCUAGAUCAUAACGCGAUCGCCACCGUGGGCAACACCACUUUCAAGAAGAUGCGAAAUCUCGAGGUGCUACGAUUGGACAGCAAUCGCAUUGUCGACUUUCGACCGUGGGAAGCCUUGCCGAGCGUCGGUGAUGGCACCAAGGUCGCAUUGGAGGGCAAUGCUUGGAGCUGCGAGUGCGGGAAUGCUGCCAGACUGCGCGCCUGGCUCGCGGAACAUCGUGGCGAUCCGGAGAAGAUGUACUGCCGCGACGGCGUCGAGACUCUCGCCCAAGCAAUGGAACGAUGCGGCGAUCCAUCCACGGAAGCCGUAAGUCGCGGAAUCCAGGAAAUCCCGCUGUUAGGCAGUAAUUUCGUGCCUCUACUUGCUGGUGCUCUGGUAGCUGUGAUCGCCAUCUGCCUCUUCGUCGCCCUAGCCUUCGUCUUUCGUCAAGAUGUACGACUCUGGGCUCACGCGCGUUACGGUUUGCGACUUGGUAAAAUGACGGCGCCGCCCGAUGAGGAGAGAGACAGACUGUACGACGGUUAUAUUAUCUAUAGCGAGCGCGACGAAGACUUCGUCUCUAGAUUCCUUGCAGCUGAACUGGAGCAGGCUGGUUUGGCUCUCUGUUUACAUUGGCGUGACUUGCCGCCGGCCAGACCGCAGGAGGCAUUACCACCGGCCGCAGCCUCCGCGAGACGCAUUGUGAUAAUCUUUUCGCCAGUGUUCCUCGCGAAUGAGUGGCAGCACGUAGAGUUCCGCGCUGCUCUGAGAACGGCGCUGGAGAACAUCAGGCCGACCUCGCGGAAGCGUCGAGUGGUAGUACUGCUUGCUACUGAGACGCCCACCCGAGAUCCGGAGUUGCAACUGCUGCUGCAGACGUGCACAGUGGUGGUCUGGGGCGAGAAGAGGUUCUGGGAGAAGCUCAGGUUCGCCAUGCCGGACUCAGUCGACAAGCGGCGCGACAGCAAGAAGGUCAACGACCGCAACCGUACGCCGACGCGGUACACCGCGGCGCCGUCCGCCGCCGUGGACGUGUGGACCAAGCCUAAUGGCGUUUUGGUCGCACCGGUGCACCACGCACCCACGCCAACACCUACGCAAUCUACCUACGUCAGUUCGGCAUCCAGUCGUACCGAGGACGAGGACAGCGGCGCGGAGCAUCAGCACCACCAGCAUCAUCCGCAUCAUCCGCAUCAUGGCUAUAGCGCGCUACAUGCCGGUAACGGCCGUCCGGCCAGUCUAUCCUCGAGAGGCAGCCAUCUCUACAGCACCAUACCGGAACCGCCGGUGGUGCCCACCGCGCCACCCGGGGAGGCCCUCGCUCCCGCGCAUCCAGGCAAUCCGCGUACUUACUUUGUCUAGCGCAGAAGGGCGGCGAUCGUGCUCCGAUCCGGCAGGAGAUAGACCGACUUCCCACCUUUUUUCUUCCGGUCUUCGUCUCGCUUCCUGUACCCGCUGGUGCACGGUCGUCCGGCCGUAUCGCGACGUUUCUCGUCGGGAGAGAUCGAGAUGUAAAAAAUUCCUUCGCUUCAGAACGACUGUGGCUACACUUGUACAGUAUUUCCCAGUACUCGCGACGUAUCGAUUGACUGAGGCGCUUUAACUCUUCCACUUAGGGGUCGAUCGCCCCGCAUAAACCAUUCGGCCGCGAGCGGAUGAUCGGUUCGCAACACGCGCGCAUAAUAUUAUAUACGUACGAAAUCGAUUCGAUGCCUUGUGCUUAUUAUCACAAUGUACGACCGAUAGAUUUAACGGCUUGACUUUUCUUUCCCGAACUUAGGAUAUACGCAAGACGCGCGCGAUCGUCACUCUUCGUUUCUUCUCGGUAUCUCUUUUUCACGUUGUUGCGCAACGUUCUUCCAAAUCAUGACCAAAUACUACCGUUUCGAAGCUCAUGGAAUGCAAGUUCCGAGAGAGCCGCUUUCCCUUCGUAUAGAUCUUGUAAAUAGUGACGCGGUAUGAGAAUCUAGAUCUUUUUUUACGCUUUGAUUUAGCGAGCGAGACGUCGCGCGAAAUGUAAUUAAGGAUCGACAUUAAUUUACCUGUGUAUAUACACAUAUCCGCGCUCUCUAAUUUCUCGCGAAUCUCCUUCGCGCGUCUCUACGCCGACUAAUUUAUUCGCCACGCGAUGAUGAAUCAUCGGGACCCGAAACUGGGUCGCGAUCAAAAGCAACUGAGCGAAUUUUACCGAUUGUGUUUCAUUACAAUGGAUAGGUCUCCAAUUUAAAUGUUUUGUCAUCUGAUCCCUUUCACAUACGCGAGUUCUUUGAUUUAGGACCGUCCUGUUUCGAUUUGCAUUAAUUGUCAUAACUGUCAGUAAAUUCGCUAAUAUUUGUGGUUUGGAUAUACACGAUGAACGCGGUGAAUAAUGAUGAUAAUGGCAAUAGCUAAAUGUAGUACACGGACUGAUGUUAUGACGUACAAUGCAAUCAUUUUGUGAAUAUUAAUUAAAUCGUAUCGGUAAUUUUUGUUUCUAACAUCAUUCACAUCAAACAGCAUACGCGGAACAAUUGUAAUAAUAUUUGUAACGGUGUUAGAAAAGAUACAAGAAAGAAUGUAAAGUGUUCUUUAUAAAUAUUUAUUUUAAAUACGCUUGGAUGAAUGCAUUUAUUUUAUAUCGUACACGGUGAUACUUUAUUUUAUUAACGAUAUAAUCGUAUUAUGCGUUUGACAACUUAAUUGUGAAUAUUUAUAUAUAUAUAUUUUUUUCGAUGCUCGAAAAACGUUUCACGAUAUAUAUAGGUAUAUAUAUACGUACGAAUAUUGUAUGAAUAUUACUUUCGUAUUCGUUUAUCCAUUUGAUUUCGGAACGGGCAUCGAAAUGCCGAAGAAACCAUUUUCACGUAGUAGAUUCCGAAUUAUUAUAAAAUACACGCGUGAAAUUUCGUCAAGUACUCGUAAUAAUUUCCAACGAGAUGGCUAAAAUAUAGAUAGUACGAAUAUAUUUUUCUUUUCGUAUUACGACUCGAGAAAUUUUAAGAUAAAGUUCCUCGCGAAUUUGACAUUUCUCUUUGGGACCCGAGGCACAUCCCUCUUUGCCAUUCCUGUCGUUUGUUCGUCAAUCACUCGCGAUGAAGUGGAUAACGAAUCAUCAAGUGUUAAAUGACAAGAAAGAAAAGACAGACGUCUCGCGAGAGCUUGUUCCUAAAGAUUCACGACUGUUUUGGUAAAGUAACGGUCGCAUAACGCUUAUUAGUCCGUAAGGGAACUCUCUGUAAAUAUUGUAUCUAAUUUUGUAAAUAUAAUCAUGCACAUUUCCGAGCACACCGAAGACCAGCGCUGCUGGAACGUUACUGGUCGUGGAUACGUCUUAACUAUAAUUGCGCGUUUAGGACUGUAUAAUUCUAAUUGUAUUGUAUUAUUGUAAAUACGCUCAUCGAAUCACGCAUUAUAUAUUCACAGUCUGUUAAAUACGUAUUAAAUUAAUUGCCACUUUCCAUUUCAGCAAAGAAUCAUGAAAAUAAACACGUUUGUUUUAUAAAAAUCAUCGCGUUUAAUCAAUCCCACAAAAUUCCCGUUCCAAUUGUAACAAUGCAAAAGUAAUCCGAUGCGUUAAUAACGCGAUAACAAUUAAUUUAUGAUAUACAAUCAGUAUUAAUAUAAAGGUAUCUAUUUUCAUAAUCUUCUGCACGUGAUUAAUAUUGCCACAGAUUAACACGCCACAAAAGAGGAAGAUUCUCAUAUAUUGACUCAUAUAUUGAUUAAAGGAUGUAUAUCGUGCAUUUAUGUAAUUAUUAGCUGAUCGAUAUAUUCAAUAAAUGUAUAUUUUUGCACAAUCGAUAGCGUAUCAAUGAUAGUCAAAGCUAUAUAGAUUCGUGCAUGAAUGUUAGACGUAUUAGAUAUAUUAUAUAAUAUGCCGGGGAUUAUAAUGUUAGGCGGGCGGCAACAUAUAAGUUCUCGGAUAUAUCCUACCUUAGCCCGAUGGAUUUGUGUUCUGUGCCGCUUAUACCACGACUAACGACAUCGCCCUUUGGUUUAUUUCCUA